Messenger RNA from Dipodomys spectabilis (banner-tailed kangaroo rat), 2162 nucleotides. RefSeq names its product BCL2 antagonist/killer 1 (gene Bak1). Gene Ontology annotation, cellular component: mitochondrial outer membrane. Gene Ontology annotation, biological process: regulation of apoptotic process; intrinsic apoptotic signaling pathway in response to DNA damage; extrinsic apoptotic signaling pathway in absence of ligand. Bases 282 to 917 code for a protein of 211 amino acids. The transcript has 6 exons. Lineage: Eukaryota; Metazoa; Chordata; Mammalia; Rodentia; Heteromyidae. Gene Ontology annotation, molecular function: protein heterodimerization activity; protein homodimerization activity. The record is from RefSeq and is a predicted model, not a curated record.
GGCAACUUCCUCUAGGGGGAGCUGGUCAUCGCUGGGCACUGCCGGCACCUCUAUGAUCGCUGGAGUCGCGCGGGUCCCUGGGCCCGGCAGGGCACACGCAGAGAGGCUUCAUCUAGACACCAGGAAUUCCCUGACGCCAGUUCCUGGAAGACGGGCCUGGAGCCCUGCGCCUGGGGAGCAGCCGGCAGCCCCUCGGAAUCAACCUCGGCCCUUCUGAGCCAGCCCAGGUCUGCGUCCAGUGUCUGGGCAGGCUGACACAGUCCUCCCCUGAAACCUGAAAGAUGGCAUCGGGACAAGGCCCCGGCCCUCCUAGAGAGAGCUGUGAAGAACCUUCCUCGUCCUCAGCUUCUGAGCAGCAGGUAGCCCAGGACACCGAGGAGGUUUUCCGCAGCUACGUUUAUUACAGCCACCAGCAAGAGCAGGAGGCCCAGGGGGCAGCUGCCCCUCUCGACCCUGAAAUGGUCAACUUACCUCAAGACCCUAACAGCGUUAUGGGGCAGGUGGGCCGGCAGCUCGCCAUCAUCGGAGACGACAUUAACCGGCGCUUUGACUCCGAAUUCCAGAACAUGCUACAGCAGCUGCAGCCCACAGCUGAGAACGCCCCCGAGCUCUUCGCCAAGAUCGCCUCCAGGCUGUUUGACAGCGGCAUCAGCUGGGGCCGCGUGGUGGCUCUCUUGGGCUUUGGCUAUCGCCUGGCCAUGCAUAUCUACCAACAUGGCCUGACUGGGUUCUUCAGUCGAGUGACUCGCUUUGUGAUCGACGUCAUGAUGCGUCACUACAUUACUCGGUGGAUUGCACAGAGGGGUGGCUGGGUGGCAGUUCUGAACUUCAGCUAUAGACCUAUCUUGAAUGUGUUAGCGGCCCUGGCUGUGGUUCUGUUGGGCCAGUUUGUGGUACGAAGAUACUUCAAAUCAUGACUCCUAGGCUGGCUCUUUGGGGUUCCAGCUGAGUGAGACCUCUGGACUUCAGCCCAAACGUCUUCCUUCCCCUUCUUUCCUGUAGACCUGUCCCUCCUAGCCCCAAGACUACAGAAGCUUUAGCAAACAGGCACUCCAGUUUGGAGAGCCCUGGCCCAGGGGUCAUUCAGGCUGCAUAGCCACUCCAGCAUUACAUGGUGCUAACAGGCGCCCUCUCUAGGCCCCAUCCUGUCAGAGAGUGGCUAUAGCCUCUUCCUUUAGCUCUCUGGUGUUGAAUGCUGGGGAGGCUGAUAUCGUAGCGAGGCAAGAGGCUGGGGACCAUGUCUUCCCAGGAAGUUUUUUUUUUUUUAAUGGUUUUUGCUUUUUAUAUUAUCCUCGAGAGAUGCUCCCACCCUUUCCCACCAUUGCCCAAAGUCGGGGCAUCAGUGCUAUGAGACUCAGUGAAUCCCCCCACCUUCCUUGUCCCCCAGGAUUGGUCUAUUCCAGAACGUUGGAGCCUGAGAGAUGAGACUUGAGCCUUCUUGGCCCUGCCUAAUCAUGGCUUUCCAUAAGCAGGACUGGCUGGAGAUGGGAGCCAAGAUCCUGUUCAUCUCCCCUAUUCCUAUUCUAUCACCCUAAGUUGCCUUGGUAGUUGAACUCUCAGGGAUUCUGGGCCCAGGAUAGGGAGGGGUAGAGGUGGGAGGUAGUGCAGACCAGAGCUGUCUGAAUGUAUUCAUCAGGAUUCUCUGAGCCUGCCUCCAGUUCUUACCCUUCAUCUCCCCUAAUUCCCACGGCUCCCAGCCCAGUCACUACAGAUGAAGACCCUUGCCUGCCCCCCUAGGGAUCUUGGAUGAGCAGGUGGUUUUAGGCCUCCAUCCUUCCUACAUUUCAGGGCUUUCGAUCUGGCUUAUUACUGAGGAAAGAAGUAGGACUCAUCUGGAGGUGUUUGAGAGGGAGAGGGGUAAAUCACCAGGAGGGAUCCCCAAGUUGGAACUCUCUCUCAUGGCCUGGGCAUGGAGUAAUCCCGGGGAACUGUGAAUACUUGAACUCUACCCAGCCCCACCCAACAUGUUCCAGGCAGCCUAGGCCCUCCUGGGGCUGAGGUGGGGCACUUUUCUCUAUCUUGCACAGCCUUGGGGCUUGGGAAUAAAGAGAGGGAAGUUCUUGAUUAAGCCAAAUGCAGGAAGGGGAUACAGAUGGAACCUUCGGGCCACCCUAUACCCCCAUCCUCCAGCUGUGUUUGAAAAUAAACUGUGCAAUCCCCCA